AAGCCCGGAUCGAUUGCCCACUACCCACUCAUCUCUUGAUCUGUCCCCGCUUCUCUCCCCGCGCGCCACUCUCCCUCAUUAACAUAACGGCGAACAACAUUAACAUAACAUAAUUUAUGCUAAGUUAUUCCCGCCAAAAAAAACUGCGAAAAAAUCCUCACAGCGCUGUUCCAUUGGAAGCUCUUUGCGAGGCCUGAGGCGACGUAUUUCCAGCUGUUCGCCAUGCAGAGCAAGCUCUCAGCAGAAUCGACCUCCACCACCUCGUCCACCACCACGCCCCCUGUCCCCACCACCUCCUCCUCGUCCACCUCCUCGUCCACCUCCUCGUCCACCACCUCCACCACCACCUCCACCAGCUCGUCAGCCCCGCUGAGGGUCUGUGUAGCCACGUGUAACCGUGCCGAUUACUCGAAGCUGGCCCCCAUCAUGCGGGGACUCCGUGCCAGGCCAGAAUCCUUCACACUGAGCGUUGUGGUGCUGGGCUCGCAUCUCAUUGAUGACUACGGCAACACGUACCGUCUGAUCGAGCAGGAUGGCUUCGUAGUGGACUCCCGUCUUCACACGAUCGUCCGUGGGGAGGACGAAGCAGCGAUGGUGGAGUCGGUCGGACUCGCCCUGGUCAAGCUUCCUGACGUGCUCACAAGACUCCGCCCACAGAUCCUGGUGGUCCAUGGAGAUCGAUUUGAUGCCCUUGCUCUGGCUACGAGUGCGGCACUCAUGAACAUCCGUAUCUUACACGUGGAGGGUGGGGAGGUGAGUGGCACCAUUGACGACUCCAUCCGGCACGCCAUUACUAAGCUAUCACACCUGCACGUGUGCUGUACGUCACGUGCUGAGCAGCACCUCAUCGCUAUGUGUGAAGACCCUGCACGGAUCCUCUUAGCCGGCUGUCCCUCUUACGAUGAGCUCCUGGCCUGGGCUCCCAGAGACCCAUCACUCGCUAUCAGCACUUGGCUAGGCCCGCUCGCACGUCCACGUGAUUACGUAGUUGCUCUUCAGCAUCCCGUCACCACCGACAUCGCUCACUCCGUGAAGAUGUUUGGCCUCAUGCUGGACGCUCUGCUGGAGUUUGGCAAGCCAACUCUCAUCCUGUUUCCUAACGUCGACGCAGGAAGCAAGGACAUGGUUCGAGUGCUCCGCUGUCGUGGCCUGGAGCGCCAUUCCGGCUUCCGUUGUGUCAAGCACGUGCCCUUUGAGCAGUUCUGCCUGCUGGUGGCUAAUGCCGGCUGCUUGGUCGGGAACUCGAGCUGUGGGGUGAGAGAGGCCGGAGCCUUCGGUACGCCGGUGGUGAACCUGGGCACUCGGCAAAGUGGGCGGGAGACCGGAGAGAAUGUGCUCCAUGUACGAGAUGCUGACACCAAGGGCAAGAUCACUCAUGCACUUCACCUGCAGCACGGCAAGCAAUACCCCUGCUCCAAGAUCUACGGUGAUGGCCAAGCUGUUCCCCGAAUCCUCCGCUUCUUGUUGGAGGUCCCCUUGGGAUCGAGCGUACAGAAGAGCUUCACAUUUCCCCGCAUGCGAGACUCCGUGUCCAGGGACAUCGACCACAUCCUGGAGGUCCAGAGUGCCCUGGCGAUAGACCUGGGAGGCACAAAUCUCAGAGUCGCCAUCAUCACCAGUAAGGGAGACAUUAUGUGGAAGGUCCAGGUGGAGAAUCCCGGCACGUACGAGGAGAGGAUGAAGUUGAUGCUUUCCCUGUGCCAUGACGGGAUGAGUCAGGCACUGUCCCUCAACUGCAGGAUACUCGGUGUGGGCGUCUCUACAGGAGGCCGUGUGGACUCUCAGGAGGGAGUGAUCCUUCAUGCCACCGCCAUCAUAUCUGAGUGGACCUCGGUGGACGUGAGGUCGCCUCUCUCCGAGGCGCUCCACCUGCCCGUGUGGGUGGACAAUGAUGGCAACUGUGCAGCGCUGGGCGAGCGGAGGUUCGGAGUCGCCCGCGGAGUGGAUGACUUUGUUGCCGUGGUGACUGGGACCGGCAUAGGAGGAGGUAUCGUGCAUCACGGCGAGUUGCUGCACGGGAGCUCGUUCUGCGCUGCCGAGUUUGGCCAUGUGGCCGUGUCCAUGGACGGGCCUCUGUGCCUGUGUGGCAGCACGGGCUGUGUGGAGGCCUAUGCCUCGGGGACGGCCCUGCAGCGGGAGGCCCGGAGCCUGCACAGCGCUGGUGAGCUGCUGACUGCCGGGAUGACGCUGGAAAUUGGUGAGGAGGUCACCGCCGCUCACCUCCUCCUGGCCGCUAAGAACGGCAACGCCAAGGCGGAGGCCGUGAUCCAGUACGCGGGCCGUGCCCUGGGUGUGGCCGUGGUUAGUCUGCUCCACACCGUCAACCCGUCGCUCGUGGUCCUCUGCGGCCUCCUCUCCGGCGUCUACGAGGCCCCCGUGGGCCAAGCCGUGGCCCUCAGGGCCCUCCCCGGAGGCCCGGGGAGGCCGCACGCCGCCCGGGUGGUGACGUCCCGCCUGGCCGAGCCCGCGCUGAUGGGGGCGGCGAGCAUGGUGCUGGACUACGGCAGUCGGAGGACGUACUGACUGGGGUCGGUCGGUCGGUCGGUCGGUCGGGCGGUCAGUCAGGCAGUCAGGCAGUCAGGCAGUCAGUCAGUCACUCAGUCACUCAGUCAGUCAGUCAGUCACUCACUCAGUCACUCACUCAGUCAGUCACUCACUCCCGUGAUGACCCACACGGUGGUGAGCAGUCAGUGGCUCAGUCAGUCACUCAGUCAGUGGCUCAAUCGGUCAGGCAGUCAGUUAGUCAGUCACUCGGUCAGUUAGUCAGUCAGUGGCUCAGUCAGUCACUCAGUCAGUGGCUCAGUCGGUCAG
Molecule: messenger RNA, 2811 nt
Organism: Petromyzon marinus (sea lamprey)
Lineage: Eukaryota; Metazoa; Chordata; Hyperoartia; Petromyzontiformes; Petromyzontidae
Source: RefSeq, a predicted model, not a curated record